UUUUGAGGUCGUAUGUUAAACGAGAAAGAGAACAAAAGCCAGCUUACUCCUCCUCCGUGAAUGUAGUGGGUUUUUUUUCUUAUUACAUUAUCACACUGCCCGUUUUGUCAGCACUUCCUCCAUGUGAAACACGGGACCCGUGUGCUCAGCUGGAUUGGUCCAUCACCUCAUCGGUUAUCAUCAGUCCGUUACAGUCUCUCCGCUCCUCAAACAGCUAGCUAGCCGUCGGAGUGCAGACGCUGCUCACACCGCAGCCGAAAAGGAGAAGGAAGGAAGCCUCAUAACUGUUUCUUGAUGGCCCAAGAAACACGUUGAGGAACCAUUCUCCCUGCAGUUCCCAUCUGAUGGAGCAGUGGUUGUCAGUCUGUGUGGAAAGGCACCAUGUUUCCUUGUCACGUAACCCCCUGGCCCUCUGCUGAGCCACCGGCCUCCUGCGGCAGUCAUGCACCCCCAGCACAGCCCUCGCAACCCCUUCCUGACCUGUUGUGCAGCUGUCCCGCUCCGCCUUUGAACACCCACUCUGAGACGCCCUCACCAGACCCCAUGGAGUCCCUCAUUGUGGUCACAGAGUACGAACCCAGCAGACCGCCUGGAGAGGCUGAGGAGGAGGAGGAGGUAGAAGAAAUGGACAGUUCUGAGACGCCUGAGCCUAAUUCCUCUGUGGCGGCACCUUUCCCAACUCCAUCCUGCGACCUGCUGUCCCACACAGUUUGCCGGUCAGAGGCUCUGCUACCUGAAAGCCAAGAGCAAAGGGGAAGAUUAAACCUGUCAGACAGGAAACUAUCUCUGCAAGAGCGCUCGCAAAGUGCAACAUCACCCUGCAGCUCUCCGGGACUCAACGGGCGCUAUAUUUACCCAUCAUUACCCUACUCACCCAUCACAUCACCCCACUCCUCUCCACGCUUGCCCCGCCGACCCACUGUCGAGUCCCACAGUGUUUCCAUCAUAGACCUCCAGGACUGUGUUCAACUCAACCAGUAUAAGCUGAAAGAUGAGAUUGGAAAGGGCUCCUAUGGUGUUGUAAAGCUGGCGUACAAUGAGGAUGACAACACAUACUACGCGAUGAAGGUGUUGUCCAAAAAGAGGCUGAUGAGACAGGCAGGUUUCCCACGGAGACCUCCCCCUCGUGGAGCCAAAGCAGCUCCCGAGGGUCCCCCUCAUCCUAAAGGACCCCUGGAGCGGGUCUAUCAAGAGAUUGCCAUCCUGAAAAAGCUGGACCAUCCCAAUGUAGUAAAACUAGUGGAGGUUUUGGAUGACCCCAGCGAGGACCAUCUGUACAUGGUAUUUGAGCUGGUCAAGCAAGGGGCUGUGAUGGAGGUGCCGACAGAUAAACCUUUCAGUGAGGACCAGGCACGCUUUUACUUCCAGGAUCUGCUCAGGGGAAUCGAAUAUUUACAUUACCAGAGGAUCAUCCACAGAGACAUCAAACCCUCUAACCUAUUAGUGGGAGAAGAUGGACACAUCAAGAUAGCAGACUUUGGAGUCAGUAACCAGUUUGAGGGAGCUGACGCCCUCCUGACAAGUACAGUGGGAACACCUGCUUUCCUAGCCCCUGAAGCUCUCUCUGAGACCAGAAAGAACUUCUCUGGAAAGGCUUUGGAUGUUUGGGCCAUGGGAGUGACACUUUAUUGCUUCGUCUUUGGAGUGUGUCCAUUUAUGGAUGAGCGCAUCCUCAGUCUUCAUCAGAAAAUCAAGACACAACCUGUGGUGUUACCUGAACAUGCUGACAUAUCAGAUGAUCUCAAAGAUUUGUUGCUAAAAAUGCUGGACAAGAAUCCAGAAACCAGGAUAUCAGUCGCACAGAUUAAGGUGCACCCAUGGGUGACAAGGCAUGGUGCCGAGCCCCUCCCUCCAGAGGAUGACAACUGUUGUAUGCUGAUUGAGGUGACCGAGGAGGAGGUUGAGAAUUCAGUUAAACACAUCCCCAGCCUGGCUACGGUGAUCCUGGUGAGAACCAUGCUGAGGAAGCGUUCCUUUGGGAACCCCUUUGACUGGGGCCGUAAAGAGGACCGCAGCAGUCUGUGCCCUCCAGGGCAAACGCUCACGAAAGGCAGAGCAGGCAAAGUGAGAUACUGCUACAUACACUGUAACCAAAGAAGUUCAUCAUGAGCCCAGAGCAUCCAUUCAUCUUGAUGAGUUGUUGCUCAUCCUUGCAUGAAGCAUCCACACUCAUCCAGAGGACGUGCCUGUAAAUGAAUGUCUUUGUGUCUCCCCGUGAUGUAAAUGAUUGAUUUCUUUCUAAUAUAACUUUGUUCCCCUUUUCCUCAUUUCCCCCCUUUAUUUUGUUGAGUUUCCCCUUGUGUAUGAUAGAUUCUGGCCAGCAGCUUGCCAGAUUUCCGUAGUGCCUGCUGCCUCGCAUUGUGUAACAAUUAAAUGGCUGGUUUCAGUUCCUAAACUCAGCUAACAGUAUUUGUUUCUCUGCUCAGUGAUAUAGGAUUUACAGCAGGCCUCUUGCAUUGCUAUAACUAAUGCUGCGUCUGUGGUGUGUUACUUAGGAAACAGGAGAGUGGUGAUGGCAUGAGGGGUAUGGACCUGCCCUACGUGGGAGAAGAUGAGGCUCUUUCCUGAUGCAGAGGGUUUAUUAUGCAUGCUGGUAUCUGCCUGCUUGCAACCACACAGCACGACGCCCCUUUACUCACAGUUUUAUACUGGCAGCCUACACCUACGUACGUUUCCUGGGAGGUGGACUAGUGUGGCGUACGCAGAAAAAAGGGAGAAAUUAAGGGUCUAAGGCAAUUCGACAACCAUUCGCUAAGCUUUUAUUCCAUUUUCUCCACUUAUAAGGCUUGGCGUGGGACUUGUGACAGUCAUGUCAAAAGAGGAUCCUCCUGAAACUUGCCCACAGCUCUUAUCGCCCAACCCAGUCUCCUCUUCUUACCCUGCAUGCAUUUAUAGUCCUAGCAUGCUUUGUCUCAGGCUUCAACUGUACAGUUUUGUGUUUUCUUGUAGUUUAGACAGUUGUGUUUCUCCUUUGUCUUUACUUGAUGAUACUUUCAGGUAUACAGGGCGUGGCAACAGGAGAUGAUGAUGGUUUAUGGGGAGGGAUGGUUGUCUUCGCCACCACCUCGACACUCUCUUUAGUAGGGGAGGCCUCUUGAAGAUGAUUGUCUGGUUCGCUCCUCUUCAGAAUAGCAGUGCCCAGUUUUGUAAAAUAUUUCAGAGUGAAAAAUCUGUACAGUUUUCCCAAAAUGAAAAGGGGGAGUGAUAAAAUGUUUACUUCAUUGAAUGCAUGUGCUCACUUUCCCAAUGCAACACUGUAUAAGCUAUUACAUUGGCACGCUCAUACACUUGUUUGAUGCAAUUUUUCUUUUUCCAGUCUUACCACGGGCUCUUGACUGAGUCUCCUGUUUAUUACAGUCAGUAGAAAGCUUUAAAAACGGUUGAUGUAGUGCUUUUGUAAACAAUCAAAUUCAUCAUUACUGCACACAAGAAGGCGUAAAAAAACUGGGAUUUUAUUCUUUUGCAAAGCUUUUGCUUCUAGUAAAUCCUUUUUUUUAAGUGAGCUAUCAUAUGAUUUUUAGGUGUUUGGUAUAUAUUUUUUAAUUCAUAGAGCAGCAGCGAACUGAGUAAUGAAGGUACUGAUCUACCAAAUGCAAAUGAGAAAAACAGCAUGUGUAGGUGCAAAAUUACUUAAAAUAUUUAAGUAAUAUUUAUUAAAGAAGUUUUUGUUACGUUGAAACUUAAUCAGUUCUUUCCAGUUAAGACAAAUGAGGUUGUGUGUCGUGAUGCAGAGGAACAGCAGAGUUUCACACAUUUCAGAUGUGUCAUGUAUUUGUUUCACUUCUCACAGUGGAUGUUUGUAUGUGGAGUGAAAACAGAAAAUAAUGACUAUUGAACCUCAAGUUAAAAUUGUGAAUGUUCUUACUUGUUUUGUUUUGUAUUGUAGGAAUUAAUGAUGUUAUUUUAAAACCGCACAUUUUCAGCACACCAAAAAAAAACUUCAAUUAUGUAUAAUUUUGUAAAGUGCAGUCACUUAAACAAACAAACCUUUAAACUAUUUGUUCUUUUUGAACUACUAGAGCUGGCUAGUGCAGUAAGAUCUGAGAUGGAAGCAUAGUGCAGCUGCAGACUUUUUGUACAAAUCUAUGCAUAUCUGUAGAGGUAUUGAGCUGUUGUAAAAACUGUUGUCUGCUUUGGUUGGAGGAGUGGGCCAGUGCAAAUAUUUCUAAUGAAUUAGAAAGUCCUUUUUUAAAUUUAUAUGUGUGUUUCAUUUUAGAUAAUCCUAAAGCAGUAAAUGAGCAUUUUCCCUCUUUUUUUCCUUUGAUUUAGUCUUUGUUUUCUUAAUUUUCUCAGUGGCAUUAGAGUUACUAUAGACAGUCACUUGAUGUGUCUCCAGUUAACAUAGAAAAUUGACAUAAUAUUGAUUACAACAUUUAAUGCUUCCACACACUAAUAACUUCAGCACUUACGUGUUGAAUGUAUGACAAAGGGACUUUGGAUUUUUUUUUUUUUUACCUUAUGACUUGCAUGUCACUCUGAACUGUAUGUACAGUAUGUCUGUACAGUAUGUCUGUUUUUUAAGACUAGUACUAUGCAUAUGAUGUGUCUUUCUCCAUAUGGUGCAAUGGUAUGCUCUGUUAGAUUGUACAGUGUGCACACUUACUAGCUGAAUGAGGAGGGCUGUAUGAGCUUAACCGCUUUUCUUUUUGUUUUUUUCACCUUUUUCUCACUUGAGUGUAAUUAAGUCUCACACACUGAACUUUUGAAGUUUCCCUUUUUUUUUUGAAACCUCAAUGAUGAUAGCAAACAAUGCUUUAAGGCCAGAAAAUUAAUUGCAUUCAUUUAGUCUGAAAAUUCAUUGCAGAAAUUCCUCGGUUUGUCUUAUACUGUGAAAUGUUACCUCAUUUAAACAUGCUCUCCACAUAUAUAUGAAAGAUUAUACAUUCUGACAUACUAUAAGUUGCUAUAGACUAUUGUUAUUUAAGAUGAAGUUUUUACCUUGAGUAAAAAUAAGACAGGCACUUUGCCCUUUCUGUGAAUAUUUUGCCCUCCAUGACCAAAAGGAAUGAACUGAAGAACAUUUUGGGGUCUGAAUAGCAGGGUGACAGUGCAAGCCACAAAACAGCUGUAUGAUAAAUAAUUUUAUACAUAAGAUAUUUAAACUUGUAGUUUGUUUCAAUACAGGUUUUGCCCAUUCUUGUCAGAAUGGCCAGGCUACUGUAAGUGAUUAACCUUUAUUGUUCACAUGGUUUUUGAAUUCUAUAGUGUAAUAAAUUUUAUUAAGAACUUUGGGGGCUCUUUUCCCCUAAAUGCAUGCCAACAUACUGACCACAUACCAUUGUAUUGUCAUAGCAUGAGAGGUCCUUGACAACAACAUCGGACCUUUAAAUGAAUUACUCUAUACAUACUGUAUCUUGUUCAUCAUUUGAAUAAAAUAUUAAUAAUGUUAUAUAAUAUUAUUGCCUUUCUGUAAAGUGAAUGUUAUGUUUGUGUUUAGUUCCACAAACAGACCACUAGUGUGUGCUGUGUGCCGUAACAU
Molecule: messenger RNA, 5479 nt
Organism: Toxotes jaculatrix (banded archerfish)
Lineage: Eukaryota; Metazoa; Chordata; Actinopteri; Toxotidae
Product: calcium/calmodulin-dependent protein kinase kinase 2
Exons: 18
Coding region: 382-2109 (575 amino acids)
Biological process (GO): protein phosphorylation; CAMKK-AMPK signaling cascade; activation of protein kinase activity
Molecular function (GO): ATP binding; protein kinase activity
Source: RefSeq, a predicted model, not a curated record